This is a messenger RNA of Funneliformis caledonium, 459 nucleotides long. Lineage: Eukaryota; Fungi; Glomeromycota; Glomeromycetes; Glomerales; Glomeraceae. The record is from the annotation of a GenBank genome assembly.
AUUCUAGACUUAAUUUGAACAUUCAAUCUACUCUCGAAAAGGUUCUUGAAGAACAGCUAAAACAGCUAAAACAGCGCAUAUCAUUAGAUAAUUUAAAGAAAAGCAACGAAGAAUUAAAACAUGAAGUUCUUGAAAAUCAAAAACUCUUACAGAAUAUUCUUACAACCUUAACAUCAGGAUCAGCUAUGACUCCAAUGAUGAAAGCUUACCAUAAACUGUUUCAAAUAAACAAAAAUCCAUCAGAUGCAGAAGUUAAACAUGCUUUUAAAUUACAAAUUCAAUUUACUAAUCCUACAGAGGUUGUACAGUGGAAAAAGUUGGAAAAAGUCACAAAAGCAAAAUGUGAUCUUUGGAAGAAAGUAGAUGAUAAUGACCCAAACUCACCAUGUAUUAUUGAAAUUAUAUUACAAAGAGCAUUUAGUAAAGAAGAAUUACAAAACGAAAACAACAUCAAGUUUG